AUGCAUGCUAAUCGCUCAAUGAUCCCUCUACUGGGCUUCUUUGCCCUCUCCGGCGCUGACCCGGUGACCUUCACUGUAGGCGAGCGAAAAGACUACAGCGUCACAGGAACCUUCCUCCCUAAGCCAAGUGGAAAUACGCUUGAGAUGUUCGGGGAGGGCAAGACAGAAGAUGGCAUUGAUGUGGCACUCUCGGACGCGAUGCAAAAGCGCAUUGACGAUGUCAUGAAAAAAGACUGCAAGGAGAUGAAUUCGGACUGCUUCAUGAAGAUCCGCGACAUCAUCGAUGAUAAGGAAACCGAGCUACAAUCUCGCUUUGUUCCCCUGGUACCACUGGCUGUAGUGGCAGCUGUCUUGGCUAUCGGGUUCGAGCACUGGCACUUGACAAACACGGUAGGGAGAUAUGAGCCUGUUCAUCUUGCUCCAGAUGUGCUCAGCGUGGCAUCCGAGAUGGCCACAGCCACUGAAAUUGUCGUGGUCCCCACCGGAAAGCCCUCAUCGAGUAUUACUAUCACAGCGUCACCGCAACCGACAGCCACGGGGACCCAAACUGCCACAGUCACAACGUUCAAAGAUAGCGCGGAUGGCCAUAAGAAGGGCGAUGUCGGGAUCAUCAUCCCCGAAGACUUGGCCAAGCUGCUCGAUGACUACCUGGGCAAGCAGCAAACGGGCACAUGUCUCGACGGUCAAGCCUUCAGUAAAAAGGAUCGACGGCGACUCAGUGGUCUCCCUGGCUCGGUCUGCGGCACGGAACUGACCAUGGCAAACAAUGCCAUGGCCGGCGCACUACUCCACGUUAUGGCCACACAGGCCCCACCGCGGAUCAAAGGUGAGGCAGUGCGUGCCAUGAACCAAGCUAUUGCAUUUGUGCGCCAGCACGCAAGUAUCCUGCGAAUGUCUAGUGAACAAGCCGUGCGCGUCACUGAGUUCUUGUAUCCACUCGUCUGGCAGAAGAUGGUGAACGGCAAAACGAUUCAAGGCACCAAUGUGAUCCCAGAGGACGCGAUUGACACAGAUAACUCGAAUGAGUCGUGUGAUGAAGACAAGAGACACACUGAAACUAACUGCAAAGUGGGGUGUAAGCUUGUUGGUGCUUUGGGACUAUGCUCGACAAGCUGUGCCGAGACGACUGCAUGCAUGAGCACGACUGCUGGAUACGGGAGCACAACGGCGUCCAUAACCACCACAUCGAUCGAGCCUUGGACCGCUAUCAAGCCCAUAUCGACCGGGAAAACGAUUCAACCACACCCUUCCUGUGAGCUCAAUGCGCCAUCUGACUUUGGUGCCCAAUACUUUACCGAUAAAGUAUACGGGGGCUUCUGUCACAAAGUUGGCAAGGACAAGCUGGAAUGGACGGUCGACAAGGACGGGAAACAGAUCUCCCUGAAUAAACGCACGCCACCACCGACGCAUGACAAUGCCCAGUUCACACUCAAGUUCGAACCUUCCGAUGACGGCCAGUGUGAUAUGUCGUGUGAUAAGGCGUUUUCGCUCAUGGGGGCAACUUGCAGCCAGCAGAAUAAUCUGGCCAAGGGGGGCUCCGUAGAUGUCACCUGUGGCACUUACUCAUUCUCUCUCAAUCGACCCCCGAAGAAAGACGGUGGUGAUGGUGAUGGUGGUGGUGGUGGUGGCGGUAAUGAUGGCGGUGAUGGCAUGCCCUAUGCGGCAAUGAAGCUGCGCGAGCAGCAAUGCUUCGACGCGUCUGACCACAACGACGUACCAUCAUACAGUGAUGACAGCGAUUGGUGGAACUCUGUCCUCAAGAAAGCUUGUGAUAAUUACGACGACAAAACAGCCAUCACACCGGACACCGACGUCCGUACGUACCCGGCGGGAUUGUGGGAGCACCCGAUCAUCACCACUGGGGCAUCGUGGAUGACGGAUUGCAAGUUAAAGGGAGGCAAUUCGCAGAACUUCAAACAGCCACUGCCUGACGAUAGCAGUGUCACCUGCCGAAGUCUUAUCUUGAAUAACUAUUUGAAGUGCAACAACGGCGGCGGCGGAGGUUAUAUUAGUGCUGGUUGCGUGUCGUAUGUAUUUAUACCGCAAUAUGCCAAGUCUAUAGAGUCUCCGGAGUCAUGA
Penicillium alfredii is the source of this 2079-nucleotide messenger RNA. RefSeq lists its product as uncharacterized. The record is from RefSeq and is a predicted model, not a curated record. Bases 1 to 2079 code for a protein of 692 amino acids. NCBI's taxonomy places the organism in Eukaryota, Fungi, Ascomycota, Eurotiomycetes, Eurotiales, Aspergillaceae. The transcript is spliced from 4 exons.